This is a messenger RNA of Rubroshorea leprosula, 2050 nucleotides long. Lineage: Eukaryota; Viridiplantae; Streptophyta; Magnoliopsida; Malvales; Dipterocarpaceae. The record is from the annotation of a GenBank genome assembly.
AUCAUAUCUCAAUCCUCAUGAUUCUCCCUCUCACCAUCACACUACUGUCUCCCUCCCUUUUUUUCCCAUCUUUUCUUGUCUCUUUCUUCUUUCUGGUUUUCCCUUUCCCUUCCACGCUUCACACUCUCACUGACUCAUUCUGGGUUCUCUUCAAAACACAUUUCUUUUUGAUUUUCAGUGGAAAUAAAAAAAGAACCCAUAAAAGCAAGCAAGCUGCUUUACUCUGUUGCUUCUUCUCCCAUUCUCCUUUUUGCAGAAAACCCGGAUACGAACUAGGGUUUUUGGUGGAGGGUAAAGCUUGAAUCUUGCAUAUUUGGGAUUUUGUUUCAUUUUUUCUUGAUAGCACUAGUAAUGGGUAAGAAUGUGCUGCUUUUGGGUUUUGCACUUUUGCUUCUUCUUGGAGGUGUCUCUUCAGCUCCCAGUGCUACUUCACCUGCGAAGAUUGUUAGUGGGUUUUUCUCCAAUUCUCUGUCUGCUCUCAUGAAAUGGUUGUGGUCACUCAAAACCACUACGAAAACAGCGAUUCCUGGCCGUCCGAUGAUGAAGUUUGAGGGUGGGUAUACUGUGGAGACGGUGUUUGAUGGAAGCAAGCUGGGGAUUGAGCCAUACUCAGUUGAGGUGCUGCCUAAUGGGGAGCUGCUGAUCUUGGACUCUGCCAAUAGUAACAUUUACCGGAUAUCUGCCUCUUUAUCUCUGUAUAGCAGGCCAAAGCUAGUGGCUGGGUCCCCAGAAGGAUAUUCUGGACAUGUAGAUGGGAAGCAUAGAGAGGCGAGGAUGAACCACCCAAAAGGGCUAGCUGUAGAUGACAGAGGAAAUAUCUAUGUUGCAGACACCAUCAAUAUGGCAAUCAGGAAGAUAAGUGAUGCAGGUGUUACAACAAUUGCUGGUGGAAAAUGGAGCAGGGUAGGGGGAUAUGUUGAUGGACCAAGUGAAGAUGCAAAGUUCUCUAAUGAUUUUGAUGUGGUUUACAUUGGAAGUAGUUGCUCCCUGCUUGUCAUAGACAGAGGAAACCGAGCUAUUAGAGAGAUUCAACUUCAUUUUGAUGACUGUGCUUAUCAAUAUGGCAGUGGUUUUCCUCUUGGGAUUGCAGUGCUUUUUGCAGCUGCAUUCUUUGGUUAUAUGCUUGCCUUGCUGCAACAUAGAGUGGGCACUAUUGUUUCUUCCGAAAAUGUGAGUAUUUACUCUAGCUUAUUGGAUGCACUUCCCAAUCUCUGCGUUGCUUUUGAUGUUCAGAGCACAGUGAAAACAAGUGCCAUGUCAAGUCCAUAUCAGAAGCCCCUCAAAUCAGUCAGGCCACCUUUGAUCCCUCCUGAAGAUGAACAGGAAAAGCAAGAAGAAGGCUUCUUUGGAUCCCUUGGGAGGCUUUUUGUCAAUGCUGGGGUGUCCACAAUGGAAAUUCUGGGGGGAAUAUUUCCUGGUUUUAGGAAGAAGCAGCUAAGGUAUUACCCGCAACAACAGAAGCCCUUAACAACCUGGCCUGUGCAAGAAAGCUUUGUCAUACCAGAAGAAGAUGAACCCCCUUCAAUUGAUACCAGAACCCCAACGCCACGGAAAACAUACCCCUUCAUGUCCAAGGAUGCAGAAAAGAUUCAUCAAUUGCGUCAGAGCCGGGCCUUCUACAGUGGAUGGGAUGCUAAUGUCCAGCAGCAGCAUCAUCAUCGGUAUCAAUCAUCCACCCCGCACACUUACUAUGAGCAGAGCCAUGAGAAAACCAAUGAGAUUGUUUUUGGAGCAGUUCAAGAGCAGGGUGGAAAACAAGAAGCAGUCAUAAAGCCUGUGAAUUAUGGAGGCCCUGUAUAUGGUCAUCACAACUUUCACCUUCGAAGCAAUCUGGGUUACAACCAUGGCUAUUAGUUAUACAAAAAAGAGAUUUUGAAGGUAAAAACCAAUACCAUCUUGAAAUUAGCCAUUAAAAUUUUGGGUAUUGGUGUUAAUAUUUGUUCUCAUAGAAUCAAGUAUCUCUGGAAGCAGCUUUAGUACCAAGCAAAGUUUUUUUUUACAAAGAGCUGCACAAAAUAUUGUAGGGAUAUUGCUGUUAUUAUCAUAAUAU